AUGGCUAUCUUGUCUACGCCUUUCACGCGUCCGCAACUUGUUAAUCUUGCAAUUUUCGUGAGCAUUAUGACUAUAGUAUUAAAUAUUGCUGAAGGAAUACUUUCUAUGUUUUUCGGAAAACAAUCUAAUUCCGUUAGCUUGGUCAUCUUUGGAAUUGGUUCUUUUGUUGAAAUGACAUCAUCUGUUUUGGUCUUAUGGCGAUUUGCCUCCGAAUCAUGUCAGGAAACCUCCAUGAUUUCUAUAACUCCCAAGGAUAAAUAUAUUGAUAAAGAACGUAAAGCUACUUUAGGAAUUGGAUGUCUUUUUAUUGUUUUGGCAUUAGGAACAUUUUUACAUUCAAUAAUCUCUUUAACUCAAAAAAGUCACCCUGAUAAUACUAUUACUUUUUUUUCAAAAGAAGGGAUUGAAAUGAUCUAUUGGGCUAAUAGCGAAAGGUUUGAUGGUGGAUGUAAUGCCAAUGUUGUCAAGAAGGUACAAGAUGAUGUCAAUAGUGAUGAUGAUUCAAAUGGGACUGAGGGUGGACAAAUUCAUGUGAUUGGUGAAAUUGAGGUUGAACCAGUUGUUGAAAAAAUGCGCCAGGAAGAAACAAGAAGUAUUGAAACAAAGUGGUGGGGAAAUAAUGGUACGGAUGCCGCAUUGGAAAAUGGUACUAGAAAUUUUGUAAAAAAUGACUAUGAAAAUUAUAUGGUGAAAUCUCUUACUAUCGCGGUAGAGCCGCAGCAUCAACAAUCUACGCUUAAUUAA
Molecule: messenger RNA, 744 nt
Organism: Racocetra fulgida
Lineage: Eukaryota; Fungi; Glomeromycota; Glomeromycetes; Diversisporales; Gigasporaceae
Source: the annotation of a GenBank genome assembly